GCAGGUGGGUCGAAGUCUCAAGACAGAUUUUUGGACACCAAGCCAUAACUUAUGUCUCACUGAUCUGCUCAUUUCAUCAAAAGCAGCUGGCAUGCAUAUCGGCAGCUUGUAGAAAUAUCUCUUUUUGGUCCUUUUUCAACACUAUUUAUACCACAUCCCUGCUUCUGCUACAAAUCAUCUGUCUUUUCCUUCUUAGCUCUCCAGGCUUGACAUUUCCAGCUGUUCCGCAAUGGCUGCUUACAAAGCCAUUCUCCUUCUACUUGCUGCUCUUCUCUUUGUUACUACAAGGGCUUCUUCUUCAUCAGUUGAGCAUCAUGAAGAAGAAGAACUGAAGUUAAAGGCUGCUUAUUCCAAAGUCCUAGUACCUGCACCAGCUCCUCCUAAGCUUCCAAUAGUCAAGGCACCGGCUCCACCACCCCUGGUCAAGGCUCCAGCUCCACCUGUUCCAGUGAUCAAGCCACCCAGUCCACCACCUCUUCCAGUGAUUAAGCCACCCAGUCCACCACCUGUUCCAGUAAUCAAGCCACCCAGUCCAUCACCAGUUCCAGUGAUCAAGCCGCCCACUCCACCACCAGCUCCAGUUGUCAAGCCACCCACUCCACCAACUCCUGUCAGUCCUCUGCCCCCAGUGAAGCCACCCACUUACCCACCACUGCCCCCAGUUAAAUCCAAAGAGGAUUGCAUCCCUUUGUGUGACAAGAGGUGCCAAUUACACUCAAGGAAGAGAGUCUGCAUGAGAGCUUGCAUGACAUGCUGUGACCGCUGCAGAUGUGUUCCUCCCGGAACUUUUGGCAACCGGGAAAGAUGUGGCAAGUGCUACACUGAUAUGGUCACCCAUGGAAACAGAAGCAAGUGCCCUUGAACACAACUUUCUCUCGCUCUGUUUUUUGGAAUUUUAAGGCGUGCCAUGUUUGCUUAAUACUGUAUGAGAGAGGAGAAGCGAGAAAAUAAUUGUUUUCCAGUGUCUUUUCUAGUUUCUUUCUACUGCUUCCUGCAUCUAUUGAAUGGGCAAUUACUACUACUAGUAUGUAUAAUGUAUGGCCUCGGCUCUUUUAUUCAAAUUUUCAAUGUCAUGUUGUAGCAGAUGUUAGUUAAUAUAUAUAAAUAUAUUAUUGUACUUUUUAGCU
This is a messenger RNA of Prunus persica (peach), 1127 nucleotides long. RefSeq names its product gibberellin-regulated protein 14. Lineage: Eukaryota; Viridiplantae; Streptophyta; Magnoliopsida; Rosales; Rosaceae. The coding region runs from base 230 to 862 and encodes 210 amino acids. The record is from RefSeq and is a predicted model, not a curated record. The transcript has 4 exons.